Molecule: messenger RNA, 831 nt
Organism: Dermacentor silvarum
Lineage: Eukaryota; Metazoa; Arthropoda; Arachnida; Ixodida; Ixodidae
Exons: 4
Coding region: 1-780 (259 amino acids)
Source: RefSeq, a predicted model, not a curated record
AUGGCCAGCUAUACAGGCCCACCACCGUUCGACGAGGCCACCGAUGAAUGGCCAGCGUAUCAAGUUCGUCUAGAGGCAUUCUUCGAGGGCCAUGGCGUUACGGAAGAGAAGAAGAAACGGGCUUUGCUCGUUGCAGCGCUGAGCACCAACACGGUGGGCGUGAUUGCCGGACGCUGCGCGCCAGCCAAGUCUGUACCUGCCAUGGCCGCGGGCCGGAUCCAGCGCUGGGCCCUUAUCUUGAGCGCCUACAGCUACAAUAUCCAGCACAAGGAUGGCAAGGCCAACGUUCCGGCGGACGCGCUUAGCAGGAUUCCAGUAUCCUCAUCGACAGUUCCCGAGGAAUCCGAAGAUUGCGAUGGUUGUGAGACCCCGUUGGCCUGCGGGGAAACACCUGCAAUGCGGCUGUUGGGGUUCCAGCCGCGUUCUAGAUUAGACAACGCUGUGGUGCCUCUUGCUCCGGUUGAACGUAGCCCCUGCGAGACUGAUGUGCCCGGCUUCUUGCAGUCAGGCGAUCCAGUGUGGGUACGCAACUUCGGACAAGGAGAGCCCUGGACGCGGGCCACGAUCCGGGAAACGCAGGGCGCCCGGAUGGUAACGGCGGAUGGGGCUACGGGCGAGAUCAUACGCCGUCACUUGGACCAAGUCAAGGUGCGACUGCCGGACAAGGACCCACCUGCAGCGGGAUCGCCUGCAUCAACAGACCUACGGCCCCUCGAGGCUACCCCAACCCUGAGGAGGUCCACUCGGAUCCGAAGACCCCCCGAACGGUUCUCCCCUUAGAAAAAAAAGGGGGGGGGGAAGAAGAUUGUUGUGACGUCAGCCCACACGCGG